AUGGCAGUCAAUCCGUCUCCGCCUUCCGCAGCCUUCCCUGCAUCGUCCCCUUUUUCCGCCUCCGCACCUUUUUCAUCCGCCAAUCCCCCCAUUUUCUCCGCUUCCGCGCCCGCGGAUCCCGCCGCGCCGUCCCCCGUCCGCCCGCACAAGCCCACCGGCCGGCACGGCGCGACCGACCAGCAACGCCGGCGCGAGCUCGCUCUGGAGCGGCAGCGCGCCGCGCGGCGGGACCUGCAACUGCACGCGCGCCACGUGGCUCUCGCCGCAACUGGCGCCGUGACUCUCGCUGACGAGGUCGAGGCGCGCGAGUCUGCCGCCGCAGCGCCAGAGUCGAGAGAAGUUUCGCCGCUGCUUCCAGAGAUAUGCGAGUUCGACGAGGCUUCGGGCCAAUGGACGAGGAUCGACCAAGAGGGGUUCAGAAUCGACGGCUCAGGGAGACGGAUCGAGCCAGUCGACCUAGGAUCUGACGCGUCUGGAUCUACCAGAGAACCCUUUGCUACUGGAGCGAGAAUCGAUGCUGCCGAAGGGGAAGGCACUGAGGAGGGGGGUGUGUUGGGAGGAGUGGGUAACGGGGAGGGGGUGUUUGGGAUGGUGCGUGAAGCGGGUGGGGAGGGUAUGGAGAUGGAUGGGGAUGGGGAUGGGGAUGGGGAGGGGGAGGGGGAGGAGGAUGGUGGGGGCGUUGUGGGGAUUGAACAGGAGAUGAGGGGGUUGUUUGUGCCGCGUGGUGAGGCUAGGGGGAGAAGAGGGAAAGGAGGAGCAGGAGGAAGGGGAGGAGGGAGAGGAGGUCGAGGGGGGAGAGGAGGGGUUGAUGAUAAUGUAGAUGGUGCGGAUAAAGGGGUGACAGACGGUGCAAGGGAGUGGUAUGCGCAGCAGCUUAUGCUGCCCGAGUGGAUGGUCGACGUCCCACCUCGACUUGCCUCUGAUUGGUUCGUGAUGCCGCGGCCGGACGGGCGGCGUUGUUUGGUGGUAUCUGCAAAUGGCACCACCGUUAGCCGCCUGCGCAACGAUCGAAUCCUCCACCGCUUCCCCUCUCACCUGCCCAACGGUGCCAGGGCGCCUGGUAUCGCUGCUGGCGCGCACGUCUACUGCAUCCUGGACUGUAUUUUUCAUGAGCCCAAUAACACAUACUACGUGCUGGACGUGAUGGCAUGGCGCGGCUAUUCUCUCUACGACUGCACGGCCGAGUUUCGUCUCUUCUGGCUGCAAACGCACCUGCCGCAGUGCGGUGCCUGCGACCCGCCCUCCCACUUCCACCGUUUCCGCUUCGCUCCCGUGCCGUUUUUUGAGUGCCACUGCCAAGGGCUCGAGGCUGCUUACUGUGGGUGGAGAGAGGUUGGGGGAGGGGCAGUGGGGGCAGGAGGGACAGCAGGGGCAGGGGAGGCAGGGGAGGCAGGGGGAGCAGGGGGAGCAAGGGGGGAGAUGGGGGGAGUUGAGGGAGCAGGGGUAGGGGGAGCAGCAGCAGGAGGGGGGUUAGCAGCGACAGUGGCUGGUGGCAGUGCCAAUGGUGGUGCCUCGGUGCCAACGACUGCACUAGUGGAGUUCACUCGCGAUGGGCUGCUCUUCUACAACCGGCAUUCGCACUACACGUUGGGCCUCUCACCCCUGGUGCUGCAGUGGAAGGAUGCAGCGUGCAGUCGGUUUGUCAUAGACACUGAUGGGGCGGGGAAGAUUCCGGAGCAGCAGCAGGUGGUUCUCCUGCUCGCAGCAGACGGCUCUCUGGUGACAAGCGACGACCCUCCAGUGGUAUUUGGCUCCCUGCCCCCGCACACUCUCAAUGAUCCCUCCCUGCACCUGCGCCCCAACAAGCUGCUACGCUUCGCCAUAGACCCGGGUGGGUUGUACCUGGGGCAGGGCCGAGUGGUGGGGGCAGACCUGCUAUUUGCUUACCCUCCGUGCUCCUCUCUGUUUUUGUCCUUCCCCAUCCCAGCCCUCCCUGCACCUGCGUCCCAGCAAGCUUCUGCGAUUUGCCGUAGGUGGUGGGUGGUGGGGGCGGACCUGCUGUUUCAGGGCGCAGCCAACCAGAGGCGAGGUGGCGCUGAUAGCUGCUCCAAGGAUCACAAGAUGUGGGAUGCGUGCUUGGUGCGGGUGGUGGGGGCGGACGGGCUAUGGGACAUGGGAGGUGGGUUAGGAUCACAAGAUGUGGGAUGCGUGCUUGACGUGCUGCUGCAGGGCGCAGCCAAUCAGAGGCGAGGCGGCGCCGAUAGCUGCUCCAAGGUGGGAAUGAGGGUGCUGGCCGUGCCAUGUGUAAUGGGUUUUCUCUUUCUCUUCCUGCACAUUUCCAUCCCUCCUCCUGUGAUUGCAGAUCCUGUUUCAGAGCAUUGCGCUGCGCUCAUUCAGCUCCGCCAUGCCUGUGCGCCUCCCCUUCUUCUCCGCCCCAAGCGGGCCUGCGCGUCAGAUUUCCGCCGUUGCGCACAGUCAGUACGGCGGUUUGGGUCCCACCUCGCGCUUGGAUUCCCCUCGUCCCAGUGCGCCAAGUGCGCCCCAGUGCGCCAAGUGCAAGUGCGGCGCCCCACUACACCCUUGCGUGCCAGUGCCUUCCUCCGCACCCAUCACCAUGCGCUCGUGCAACCUGCUCCCCCACUACUCCCCCUCAUGCUCCCCCGGCCGCACCACCUCGGGCGCUCUCCCGACGAUCACUCGAGCCCCUUUUUUCGCGCCCGUCCCUCCGAUUCGGGGCAAACCUGCUGCGCCGCUCACCCCAACCGUCGUCGCAUCCUGCGCUCGUCCGACCUGCUUCCCCACAUCCUCCCCUACAUGCUCCCCCGCCCCUCCCUCUCCGCCUCCUGCGCUCUCCCCGCGACGGCCCCACUUGCGCGCCUCUAUCCGACGCAACGUGUUCGAUCCAAAGGGAUGGACGCAAUGGCGCCGAGUGAGGAGCGUCAGGAAUCAUGUGGAACGAUGCUGGAUGGCAGCAGGGUGACGGUGGGCGUGCUGUCCAAGUGGGUGCACAUCGGCCGGGGGUGGGCGCCACGGCUCUUCCUUCUCAGACAGCACCACCUCCUCUACUUCAAGCUCCGUGGCAGCUCCACGGCUGCGAUGAUCCGGAAGCUCCAGCAGCGGUACAAUUGUGUGGCUCUUAUAGGGAGGGCCGUUUCGGACCUGAUUGGUGACUAUAACGAAGGGAUGUUGCGCCAGGGGGAUGAGGAGGAGGGAAAGGGGGUUGGAGAAGGUGGGGAUGAGGAGGAGGGUGGGGGUGAGGGUGGGGAUGAGGAGGAGGAUGAGGAGGAUGCGGAUGAGGGAGAGGGUGGGGAUAAGCUCCUGGCGGCAUCCCCUAGGCGCAGCCCCCUGGAGAGCUGUGGUUAUGGAGGGGGGAGGAUGGAGGGCGAGGAGGGCGAGGUGGGAGAGGAGGGAGGGGAGGGAGAAGAGGGUGCGGUUGGUGACUCAAAACUGGAUUCGUUUCCCUCACAUUUCCUCCUCCCUCACAUUUCCUCCUCCCUCACAUUUCCUCCUCCCUCACAUUUCCUCCCUCACAUUUCCUCCUCCCUCACAUUUCCUCCCUCACAUUUCCUCCCUCACAUUUCCUCCCUCACAUUUCCUCCUCCCUCACGGACCUCUUCCACCCAAUCCCAUUCCAAACUCCGUACACUCCCCUCCUCACCUCAAACUCUCCUCCAGAUCUCCUCUCUGCGUCCCAGCCGCAGCGACCCCACCAAGUUCUAUCUUGCCACGUCAGCACGCACGCUCAUCCUGUGUGCUGAGUCAGCAGAAGACCGCUCCCUCUGGCUGCAAGCUAUCGAGGUGUGA
This is a messenger RNA of Closterium sp. Naga37s-1, 3744 nucleotides long. NCBI's taxonomy places the organism in Eukaryota, Viridiplantae, Streptophyta, Zygnematophyceae, Desmidiales, Closteriaceae. The record is from the annotation of a GenBank genome assembly.